UUCAUAUAAACUCUCAGCUCCUACCCCGAUCGCCAGCGGCCAGAGACCAGAUCACGCACGCACAGCCGCAGGCAGCAGCAGAGCGCGGCGGAGCCAGGCGAAGGCGCGCGGGCAAGGGCAUGGACUGGCACGCGUGGCUGUCGGGCGCGCCGCUGGAGCCGGCGCUGGCGUACGAGUACGCGCUGGUGUUCGCGCGCAACGAGCUGGACGCCGGCGACGUGGCCUUCCUCGACCACGAGCUCCUCCUCAGCAUGGGCAUCUCCGUCGCCAAGCACCGCCUCGAGAUCCUCAAGCUCGCCUGGCGCGCCCGCCGCAGGUCGUCGCUGGCCCGCCGCCUCCUCGGCCGCGUCGCCAGGUGCGUGCGCUCUCUCGUGCGCCGCGGGGACGGCGGCUCCACGGCGCUCGUGCUGGUCCCGAGCCAGCAGCAGCCCGACGACGGCCGCAGCCCGCGGGGCGCGGGCGUCCCAGCCGCCAGGCAGCGGCGCCGCGGCAAGGCGCUGAGGCGGGCCGCGUCCGAGCCCAAGGGGUACGCUCCCAAGGCCGCCAUCGGCGGCAGGGCCGCCGCCGCCGUGCACGCCGUCGGGGACGUGGACAACGGCGACGAGAUGGUCAGGUGGGACCGCCUGUUCAAGGACCUCAAGCCCAACUGACGCCGCCACGAAAGACCUCAUGAUGAUCGAGAGGUGCAGGGACGAUAAUCUGUAUCUAGUGUGCUAAUGGUUGUGCUUGUGUUUGAUGAGUGAGUGGUGUUGGUUUGCUCUACUCCGUGUCCAGUCCCGUUCAUCUUGUUGCAUGUAUAGUCUGCAUAGUCUAUGAUAGGAACUGGCCGUCGGACGUCUGCUUUGGUUUGGUUUGAUUUGAUUUGCCGUCCCACGGUCUUAGGCUGUUCUGUUGUUGUCAUGCUGUAUAAUAAACAUGGUGAUCUCUGCUUCUGUUCUUUGCAGUUUGCACAAA
Panicum virgatum (switchgrass) is the source of this 954-nucleotide messenger RNA. RefSeq lists its product as uncharacterized. The record is from RefSeq and is a predicted model, not a curated record. Lineage: Eukaryota; Viridiplantae; Streptophyta; Magnoliopsida; Poales; Poaceae. The coding region runs from base 120 to 650 and encodes 176 amino acids. The transcript has a single exon.